AUGGGUCGCAGGCCCAACCAACUGAUUAUCGACUAUUUUGAACGCGGCCCCAAGCUCGAAGAUGCGAGCAAUCGCUACCAGCACACGUGCAAGUCAUGCGGCGAAAAAUUCCCCAAGGGCCGCAUCGACUCCCUCACAAACCACCUGGCCAAAAAAUGCCCGGCACUACCCCCCCGCGACCGCCAGCGUGUCCUACUGCAAUUAAAUGAAAUGCCUCUACCUGACAGCAUGGGCCAGCCUGCCAGUGCUACAGGAGCAGGAGCAGGAGCAGGAGCGGGCACAGGUACAGGUACAGGUGCAGGUGGAGAUGCGGCUGCGAAUGUCAUUGCCGGCACCAGCGCCAUGGGGCAGGGCGGCCGCAAGAUGAGCCUUCCGUAUGCGCCCUCGAAGCAGCUCUCUGCCUUGGAGACGCUGGCCGAGGUCUCGCGACAACACCUCGACCUGUCCGGCAAGCGACUGACUGCCAAACCGCCAGCCCAUGCGAAUCACGCCAACCACACCGGCUUCAUAGACGAGUUCCUCGUUCAGGACGACAGGCCAGAUGGUUGCGACAUGGGCAGCCUCUCACAGGCCAUGGACAUAUCGAAUGCGCCCGCGCUGCCUUCCAUGUACCAAUUCAAUGGCCCAUUGCACCAUUCACCCACAAGCUCACCCCACAUGGGAAGCAUGCCGCUCUCUAACUCUGCCUCCAUGUCACAUAUGGUCCCCUCGCUGGUCAUGGCAGCAUCGGCCGCCAACGAUCUCAUGCCACUGACCGGCGGCAUGACCACGGACUCGGACAUGACCCUCUCGGGUAACAGCAUGCACAACAUGUCAGAGAAGCUGUUCCAAUCACAGGACCACGGGCAAUGGGCAAGCCUGCAACCAAAUUCCCUGGACCCUAUGUUGCAGGACCACGGCAAAGACCACAUCAUGUCUCAGGCUGACCGUGUACACAAAAUCACCACUCAUCCGCGGCCAAUCGCGAUGAAUCCAAAUACACAGACUCACUUCACUACCGACUUCAGCAUGAACCAGAAACCUGCAAAACCCAAAGUCAGAGGCCGCUUCUCCGAUUCGAGACGCAAAGAAGUGCAGGAAGUCCGCAAGCGAGGUGCCUGUAUUCGCUGUCGCAUGCUCAAGAAACCUUGCUCCGGAGAGAACCCGUGCAAUACGUGUCAGAACGUGGAGAGCGCUAGGCUUUGGAAGCAGCCGUGCAUACGGACCAGGAUCGCCGAAGAGUUCAGUCUCUACUCUGCGGGUUUGCAUACUGUAUUGGCAUACCACGCAACAAACCAAGCAAAAGGUCAGGUGCGACUAAACCAGACGCCUGGUCGAAUCGAGGCCACCCAUUUCCCUGACGCCGCCACAUUCGUGACAUUCUCGCCACUGAAAUGCCAGCACCCACAUGCUGCCCAAAGUACAGACAUUGAUCCCGCUAUUCUGGCUGCACUUGCAUCUUCGGACCUCGAAAUGAUCGAUAGUGACGAUGACAUCAGCGGUAAACUAGACUUGUAUAUCAAGAAGAUGGGCUCCUGCUUUCACAAUAGAGAAGACUCGCCGUUCAUGGAAGUCACAUCACGAACCGCGUUAAAUAUGAGCCGCUCUAAUCCAGAUGGACUGUUAGCCAAGGUGCUAGAAUUGUGGAAUCUGACGCGACUGCUUACUUCUCGUAGUCUGGCCUGGCAUAUAUCUUCCAACCCAUCUCUUGCCCCUACAAUGGCCCCAUCCAUACUCAAUUCAGCGGAUAUAGAGGAUGCCGCCCGGAUCCACAUAACCGCCCUUACUCACCAGCCUUCGUACGACCUUAUCGUCUCACAGCUUAUGGGUGCUACGGAAAAGCGUGCAUCCUCUCUGGCUCGAAUAGUCAUGAAUGAUCUGGAACGACGUCUGCUCCAACGCCAACAGGCAAAUCCUUUCGAGACAUUUCUGGUCGCUGUGAUCCUCUUGUCCUGUGUUGAGCGGAUGUGCUGGCUCUUCCGCACAUGGGAGGUCCAAACCGCCGCUGCUCCAUCCUCAAAUGCUGAGCUGACACAGCAGAGUUCUUCUUCAAAGCAGGAUCUAGCGUCGGCUCUUGAACUCCCAUCCUCCCCCGCCGCGCCCGUACAAAAUGUUCCUUACCCACCAUUGCGCAACCCAAGGUGGCCUCUCGACAAGUCUCCCGCUGCAUUCUCUCAGCAAGGUGAGCGUUUCAGCGAUAUUCUGAACAUGCUGCUUAAGAUGCGUGGUGUUCCCCCAAAGCCUACUCCCCGAAGCACAGAUGGUGUACUUUCCAUGUGGGGGGAUGAUGUCGAUGAGAAGGUUCGCGAUUGGUAUGAUGAUAUUGCAAUUACCUGUGAUAGGUUAGACGAGAAGGCCAACGCGCGGUUCCUGGGGGCGGACUCGCGGGAAUGGGAAUUAAAAUAUGUGGGGAAAGUGAUUCGCGGUGACUGA
Plenodomus lingam JN3 is the source of this 2412-nucleotide messenger RNA. RefSeq lists its product as uncharacterized. The record is from RefSeq and is a predicted model, not a curated record. Gene Ontology annotation, biological process: regulation of DNA-templated transcription. Gene Ontology annotation, molecular function: DNA-binding transcription factor activity, RNA polymerase II-specific; zinc ion binding. Lineage: Eukaryota; Fungi; Ascomycota; Dothideomycetes; Pleosporales; Leptosphaeriaceae.